AUGCCUCCCAAGCGUGCCGGGGGCCCUAUUGACCGGUCAAAAGACGUCAAAAUCACGGCGCAACUGGUCCACGCUUCUAUGAAGAAGGCGCGCUUUAUGCCUCCGUAUUUUGGACAUGAGUCAUUAUCCGCUUCUCUCUAUACUGGCGGCAAGUUUUUUUCUUUCUCUCUUACGUUUGCUGAUAAUGGGGUUUUAUCAUUCGGUGCCACUGACCGACGCUUAGAACUUGUACGCCCAGUCGUGGAACCUCCCUGCAAAAAUACCCUCACCGAUAUCGAAAGCCUAGAGUCUGAUGAGGAAUUAGACACUGACGAAGAAAACGAAAACAAUCUCGACUUCGGGACAAAAACUACCAAUGCACAAUACAGUUCUCUACUCGCCAAAGCACCGCCGCUUGAAGAGCGCGUCGUCGGCGGAUGUCAGCCAGUGGGAGGCAGGGGCAAGAAGCUGUGCGCAGUAGAGGACAUGGAUGACGAUGACAAGUUGCUUUACCACCUGAAACUGGCCAAGUGGACGGAGCGCGAGAUUCAUACCAAGUUUGUGUCCGAAGGCCGUAUCAAUUACAGCCAGAAAACAAUCGGCACGCGCUUUUGUCGUAUGCGCCGUUUCAUCGUGGAUGACACCGAUGAACGCUUGAAGAACGGGAAGGCCGUGUGGUUUGAAUCCGAGCAAUCUCUACUACCCAAUGCAUUCACUUUCGCCACAGAGAAGAUUCAGAAAGAGCGACGAGCUUUGGAGAAGCGGAAAUGGGACUUGGUGGCCGAGUACAUCCAAAAGCACGAACCUACGGCCAUGUUCUCUGGUGACGCCUGUCGCCAGCAGUAUGAAGCAUUGAUCAGGGGAAAAGCACCUGUCCCGCCAGAGAAACAAAGGCGUCUCAGUCCUCAAACAGCAGGGCUGCUUGCUGCUCGCCGCAAGCAGGUCGCCUAUAUCAAGCAGCUGGAAAAGGCAGAUCGCCCCAAAGUCUAG
This is a messenger RNA of Talaromyces rugulosus, 969 nucleotides long. RefSeq lists its product as uncharacterized. The record is from RefSeq and is a predicted model, not a curated record. The coding region runs from base 1 to 969 and encodes 322 amino acids. Lineage: Eukaryota; Fungi; Ascomycota; Eurotiomycetes; Eurotiales; Trichocomaceae. The transcript has 3 exons.